Messenger RNA from Fusarium graminearum PH-1, 1422 nucleotides. RefSeq lists its product as uncharacterized. Bases 317 to 1114 code for a protein of 265 amino acids. NCBI's taxonomy places the organism in Eukaryota, Fungi, Ascomycota, Sordariomycetes, Hypocreales, Nectriaceae. The record is from RefSeq and is a predicted model, not a curated record. The transcript has a single exon.
UGUUCACUCUUCCAAAACACAAGAAACGGCCUGCGGUGAGUGAUUUCAAAGAACCUUCCAUGGAAAAGACGUCAGAGCAUCCACCUCCUAGCCUUACAAGACAGUCCGUCUUUGUUUCGUCUGCUUCAUACCUUGUUUUCAACACCAAAUCGCGGUGAAGCCUUUCAAGCCACACACCCACUUACAAACAAAGUCCCUUUAUUUAUAUACUACUGCUUCCCACCGACCUCGAUAGAUACUCGCCCAAAACAAACCAACUUUACUCUACACUACCUUGCUUACUACUAUUACUACUUACUCUCCACGAGUAAUAACCAUGUCGACCGAAUCCGAGAUCCGUUCUCGCCGGGACUCCUGGCCUCCGACUCAGAUGCGCCUCCAGCCUACCAUCUCUACCAAGACAGCUCCUCUUCCACCUCUGGACGACAUCGACGAUGAUCCUCUUACAUACUUUCUUACACCGGCGCCUCUUCUCGACAUUGACGAUGAUGCCGACGACGCCUUGUUCGACUUUGAUGCUGGUAUCGAGGAUGCUAGUGCCCCUCGACUCUUCGUCCGCAGUGUAAGCCCAUCUACUCUCGACGGACUCCGCAAGCCUGGCCUUCGACCCAUGUCCCCCGACUCCAGCUCCGAGAUUUCAGAGUCCAACAACGAGGAUGACGAGGAUGAUGACGAGGAGGAGGAGUACAUCAGCUUCUCACCCAACAAGCACGGCCUUCUAUCCCUCCGUGACCUCUUCAUCAACAGCCGCCCACCAACCCGCCCAAAGACACCCGCCUUCAACCAAACCGCCAACAACGCCCUUCUAUCACCAACUGCUCUUUCAAGCAGCCCAAAGCUCCGUGGCAGGUCAAGAGGACGUGGCCGUCGUGGAGCCAGCUCACGAGGUCACUCAGCAGCACGACGACCUGGACAGUUGUGGCGCGAGCCAAGCCCUGAUGUAUGGUCCAUCGAGGAAGAGACUGAAGAGGAGUUGAUGAGUGAGAUUGGAAGCAGCUGCGGUGCUCGCAGCGAUACCAGUGAUGAUGAGGAUGCUGAGGGUGAGAAGCGAAAGGAGAAGAAGUCCAAGCCAACCAAGAAGGUUCGCUUUGUGCUGCCUGCUGUUGAGGUUUAAGGGGUUGAGGAGAGAGAAGUCAUCUUGCAUAAGUCGGAGUUUAGGUCUUACAUAUCUUUCUUAUUUCUUUUGUCUCUUUUAGCAUAUAUCUCAGGUUGUAUCUGCAUUUGGCGGCGUUACAAGGCUUGCAUGGAGGGAAUGUCGGAUCAGGAGUAAUGGCUAGUCCAGGGAAUACCUAUUUGUCAGACAUGCAAUUAUUUGGUGCAUCGGUCGGAGGAGGAAACACACACACGCAAAGGGCACAUAUUCAUCCAUAGUACAUUUCUUCAGGAGCAAUCCGUUUUCGAUACCUAUUUGGAAUUUGGGAC